Messenger RNA from Vanrija pseudolonga, 2143 nucleotides. It is a transcript of the gene PCL7, whose product is annotated as PHO85 cyclin-7. Gene Ontology annotation, cellular component: cyclin-dependent protein kinase holoenzyme complex; nucleus. Gene Ontology annotation, biological process: regulation of cyclin-dependent protein serine/threonine kinase activity. Bases 279 to 1880 code for a protein of 533 amino acids. The transcript has 2 exons. The record is from RefSeq and is a predicted model, not a curated record. Gene Ontology annotation, molecular function: protein kinase binding; cyclin-dependent protein serine/threonine kinase regulator activity. Lineage: Eukaryota; Fungi; Basidiomycota; Tremellomycetes; Trichosporonales; Trichosporonaceae.
CGACAAUCUACAAGUCGCAUCAUCUCUCCUAUACUCUGGUUAAUAACUAUACUGCACAGCACACACACUCUCAUCACAUCGCACACAUCUCACAUCACACACACAAGCAAGCACACACGCACUACCCGCAGCGACAGCACUCGCUCACUCUGUCCAACUGUAGCACCUCCUAGACAUCAAACACGCUAUCGCUCGCGCCUUCACCCGCCGUUCCCGGGGUUCCUUUCGCAAGUCCCCAGCCUCGUCGUUACUAGACUCUAGACCCAGGCAUCCCUCACAUGUCGUCAGCAUCGAGAGCCGAGCUGGCCGCCGACAUUGCCGUCGCAGCGACGGGCGUCUUCACCGCCGCGUCGCCAUCAUUAGUCGCAGCACAAGCAGCAGCAGCGAACGGCGCCGAGGCUGACGCCGGUCCGAGCAGCCGUCGGCGCCCGUCGACAGCGGGGUACCGCUCUGCAUUUGAGCGGCGGCCCAGCGAAGGCGAGAACGCCAGUGCCAGCGCGAGCGGGAGCGGUAGCCGGACGCCGCGCCAGCGCAACCACUCACCCGAUACCACGCUCGACCGGCGCUCACCGCCGCGCGAGGCGAGCCCGCAUCUCGACCUCGCGAGCUACCCGACCCCGACGCUGCUCCGCCUCCUCGCAGCCCUGUUACAGCAGAUUGCUACGGCCAACGACCAGCUGCGCGCCGAGCAGGAGGAGGACAAGGAGGGCGAGGACAAGACGGCGGCGGCGGAGAGCGCACAGCCCCAGCCGCAGGCGGCCAACGAACACGACGAGAUCAGCUCGACGGCCACGGCGGGUACGGGCAGCGCGCAGUCGCGCUCGAGCAUCGCGCACCCCUCCCCGACGACGGCGCUGUUCCACGACGAGCCGCCCCCCGACCUCGCGGCGGGCGACAGACUGUUCACCGCGAGCAAGGUGUCGCUGUCGCAUCCGUCGUCGAUUCUCAGCUUUCACGCGCGCCACGUUCCGUCCAUCUCGAUCGAGGCGUACCUCCUGCGUAUCCUCAAGUACUGCCCCACGACCAACGAGGUCUUCCUCGGCCUCCUGGUCUACUUUGACCGCAUGAGCAAGCUCGGCACCCCGAGCGGCGUGGGCGGGACCAGCGCCGCCGUCGGGCCAAGGGGAUUCGCCAUCGACUCGUACAACGUGCAUCGUCUGCUCAUCGCCGGUGUAACCGUCGCAAGCAAGUUCUUCUCGGACGUCUUCUACACAAACUCGCGUUACGCAAAGGUCGGCGGCUUGCCACCACACGAGUUGAACCAGCUCGAGCUGCAGUUCCUCCUGCUCAACAACUUUACGCUCAUGAUCCCCCCAGAGGAGAUGCAGCGCUACGGCGACCGCCUGCUCGCCUACUGGCAGGGACGCGAGCACGAAGCCGGCGUCGACUCGGUCCUGCCUGGCGAAGAGCACCGAGCUCGGCAGGCCGAGCGGGAGCACCGCGAGCGGGAGCGUGAGCGUGAGCGCGAGCGCAUGCGGCACCAGUCCAAGGAGCGACGUGAGAACGAGCGGGCGUCGACGCACACACCGAUGGACGUGGACGAGGCUGCGCCGAGGGCCCGCGACUCGACGACCUCGGCCCCGCCACAGCAGCCUUCAUCCACCGCCCCGACGACACCAGCACCAUCGACGCACAACCACCUCCACCGGUCCGCGUCGUUGCCUAGGCGAGGGGGCGACCAGCAGCAGCAGUCCGCCGCUUCUGCUCCCAACAGCACGACACGAGGACGACCAGGCGUCAGCUUUGCUCCCCAGCCAAAGCACUCGACAGCCGGGCUGCCGCACGAGCGCAGUACCACGGUGCCGUCGUCGUCGGCGUCGUCGAUGCUGCGGAGGUGGGCACACGGCGGGGACGGAGGGGUCGUUGGGGUUGAGCAGUAGACAGAGCUUGCGUGCGGGAGCGACUUGGACGGGGGCCGAGGGGGACGUAGCACCGGCCGGACGAACGGGCGACUGAUAAGCACUCGGGAGGCUUUCUCGGCUGGGUGUGCACCGUAACCGGCGGCGAGCGACAGGCGCGGGGGCCGAACUCGUCACGCCUCCAUGCAUUGAUAGUGAUUGAGGGCGAGUGAGCGGCGGCGACAGGGCUGGCUGUGGAUCGAAUGCCGAUGGCGUCGGGACGGCGUCGGCAAACUUCGGCUAGG